Messenger RNA from Ochlerotatus camptorhynchus, 729 nucleotides. RefSeq lists its product as uncharacterized. Gene Ontology annotation, molecular function: nucleic acid binding; zinc ion binding. Bases 1 to 729 code for a protein of 242 amino acids. The record is from RefSeq and is a predicted model, not a curated record. The transcript has a single exon. NCBI's taxonomy places the organism in Eukaryota, Metazoa, Arthropoda, Insecta, Diptera, Culicidae.
AUGCUGAAGUAUCCGGGCUUGUCGGACGCAACAAAGCUACACUACCUGACGCACUCGCUGAAAGGAAAAGCGGCGGAGCAAAUCCUCAAGAGUUUCGAGAACAAGCGCACAAUCCUUGACUUACACACGAAUGGAAUCAUAAACCUCCCGAAAAUGGAGAAUGAAAGUGCGGCAGAGUUAAGAAAGCUUGUGGAUGAAUGCAGCCGGCACGUUGAAGACUUGGAGUUCCACGACAAGAAGAUGCUGGGAAUUUCCGAGAAUUUGAUGAUUUCCCUACUGACGUCGAAGCUUGAUCAUGCGACGCUAAAUCAGUGGGAAAAUACCAUCAAGCACAAGGAAAUCCCGAAAUACAAAGAAACGAUCCAGUUUCUUCGAGGUAGAUGUUUCACUCUCGAACGUUGUGAAGCAAAUGCAGCGAAAAAGCCUGUCGAAACAUGGAAACAUGGAAGGUCAUUGGUUCCCAAACCGAAGCCUACCGUGAAAGUGCAUGCAGCACAACAGGAAAUUGAGGAAACGUGUGGAAUUUGCGACGACUCACACAGCGUCAACAACUGCAACGUCUUGAAGCAGAUGCCCAUGUCCAAGCGUGUGGAGAAGGUCAAGGAAAAACAGUUGUGUUUUAACUGCCUUAAACGAGGACAUCGAGUCAGUCAGUGCAGAUCUAGGGCUUGUACCAUCAGCGGUUGCGGUGCAUUUCGUGAUCCUUUCGACAGCCGUCGUCGAAGUUGA